AUGAGUUUACUACGUUAUACACCAUUGCUUUCAUCUAGGAAUCUUAAAAGUGCAUUGUUUGUAAGGUAAGUAAUACAUCUUUUGAUUUAUGUUUUAGACCUUUAUCGAUAUCAAGUGCUAAUAACCUGUAUGCCAGAAACACAAUUGUUAAUUUUGUACCUCAACAAGAAGCAUGGGUGGUGGAACGAAUGGGACGGUUUUAUAAAAUUUUAGAGCCGGUAAGAAAUUGUUUUUGGUACAGUUUUGUUGGAUUCGCUCUUUAUUUGUGUUAUUUAUUUAAAAUGUUUGCUAUUACAACUGUGUUUGAUGUUUUAGGGCAUAAAUGUCUUGAUUCCCUUUGUCGAUUCCAUUAAAUAUGUUCAAAGUUUGAAGGAAAUUGCGAUUGAAAUACCACAGCAAGGGGCUAUUACUUUGGACAAUGUUCAGUUGCAGUUGGAUGGAGUUCUUUACUUGAGGGUUGUUGAUGCUUAUAAAGUAAGUAAUUUUUUAUUUGAUUUACAUUUUUAGGCUUCUUAUGGAGUUGACGAUCCAGAGUUUGCUGUCACACAGCUUGCACAGACCACUAUGAGGUCAGAAGUGGGUAAAAUCAGUUUGGAUACUGUGUUCAAAGAACGUGAACAACUCAAUGUGUCUAUAGUUGGUAAGAUAGUGUUGUAUGAAUAAUUAAAUUUUAACCUGUUUUGCUAAUAAUCGUACAGUUAAGUUUACCCGAUUUUACCUUCCAAUUUUUGUUUACUAUUAUAUCAUAAUCAAUUUCAGAGUCUUUAAACAAAGCAGCCGAACCUUGGGGUCUAGUGUGCAUGAGGUACGAAAUCCGUAAGUGUAAAUUAAAUCUAAUAUAAAUUUGCUAGGAAAUAUGACAAUGCCGGAACGAAUCCAACAAGCCAUGCAAAUGCAAGUCGAGGCCGAAAGAAAGAAAAGAGCUGCCAUUUUGGAAUCAGAAGGUCACCGUGAUGCAGCUGUGAACGUGGCUGAAGGAGAGAAGAAGGCCAGGAUCUUGGCUUCGGAAGCCUUCAUGAAAGAACAAAUCAACCAAGCUGAGGGUAAGGCCAGAGCUAUCGAGCUGGAAGCUUCUGCGAGACAACGAGGUCUAGCUAUGGUGGCAGAAUCCUUGAACAAGAACGGUGGAAAAGGAGCGGCCUCCCUUGCUGUGGCCGAACAGUACGUAAAGGCCUUUUCUGGACUGGCCAAAAGCACCAACACUCUGAUUGUGCCGGCCAAUGCUGCUGAUGCCAACUCUAUGAUAGCUCAGGCAAUGACGGUUUAUCAGAAAAUGAACGAUCAAACAAUAAAACACGAAAGUGGUAACGACGGGACGGAUGCUCAAUAG
Molecule: messenger RNA, 1330 nt
Organism: Bursaphelenchus okinawaensis
Lineage: Eukaryota; Metazoa; Nematoda; Chromadorea; Rhabditida; Aphelenchoididae
Source: the annotation of a GenBank genome assembly